This is a messenger RNA of Pistacia vera, 1683 nucleotides long. Its product is annotated as receptor kinase-like protein Xa21. The record is from RefSeq and is a predicted model, not a curated record. NCBI's taxonomy places the organism in Eukaryota, Viridiplantae, Streptophyta, Magnoliopsida, Sapindales, Anacardiaceae. Gene Ontology annotation, molecular function: protein binding.
AUGGCAGAGUGUAAAGCGUUGAAAAAUAUCCGUCACAGGAAUCUUUUAAAAGUCAUAACUUCUUGCUCAAGUAUUGAUUUCAAGUUAUGGGAUCUUGUUGUUAGAGAUGGUAACAAGGAAAAGGCCACAGACCUUAUGUUUGAGGAAGGCCUCAAUCUUCACAAUUUUGCUAAAAUGGCCUUGCCUGAAGGGGUUGGACAUUGUCAAUCCAGUACUUCUAAUGAGGUUGAAGAGGUUACUGCUACUAAUCAUAUACUGCUCGUCCCUGUUGUGUUCCAUAAGUCAGCUAAUGGAGUGAAAGUUUAUCCCAGUGCUGGAGACUGUGCAAGUUUACUGGAGUUGGUGGAAAUUGAUGUUGAAGAAGGUGCGAAGCUGUUAUCAAUAAUUGUUCCAGCUUGUUUCAACCAAAAAACAAGGCGGGAAAUCCAGACUGAUGCUGCAAAUGUGGAUCUGAGAUCUAGGUCCUAUUUGUACAAAUUUGGCUGUAAGAUAGCACCAAUGAUUGGUGAUCGAACAAUUGGAAAGAUGCUCCUGUCUACAUUUCGGAUGAGGUUAAAAGACUUUACCAAGGCACACACCAUGGCUUAUGCAGUGGCCCAAAUCUUGAUGGUUUUAACAAAAGAAGACACUAACUUGUAUGAAGCGACAAACUCCAUGGCAAACUUUAAAAAGUGGCGGAUAGGUGGCCUCAGAUUUCAGAGCGCCUCAGUUCUUGGGGGAAGAGGAAACCAAUUGAGGAGUUUGACAGGAGGUGUCCCACCAUUUCUUGGGAAUCUUACCUCCCUGGAAAAGAUAUCUAUGGCUUCAAAUGCUUUUGAAGGAAAUAUUCCAAAUACAUUGGGUCAACUAAAAAAUUUAACAAGUCUUCUAAUUGGUGGAAACAACCUAUUUGGUGUUGUCCCUCCUUCUAUAUACAAUCUCUCCUCCCUUGUUAAUUUUUCUUUGUCUCAGAAUCAACUUGAGGGAAGUCUUCCACCAAAUUUGGGCCUUACUCUUCCUCGUCUCCAAUUUUUUCAGAUAUCAAACAACUCAUUUCGUGGAUCUAUUCCGGUAUCUUUAUCCAAUGCUUCAGAACUCCAACAUAUUGAGCUGGAAAGAAAUAAAUUUUCAGGAAAAUUUUCCGUUGAUUUUGGAGACAUGCAACACCUUCAAUGGCUAAGUUUGAACAAUAAUAAUUUAGGAAGUGGGGAAGGUGAUGAGAUGAGUUUUAUCGACUCUUUGGCCAACUGCAGCAAUUUGAGGACGUUCUCCAUAGCUGAAAACCAAUUCAAAGGACCCUUGCCCCAUUCAAUAGGUAACCUUUCUAGUACUAAACUGCAACGUUUAUUCGUUGGUGGGAAUAAAUUGUAUGGAACAAUCCCAUCAGGGCUAGGUGGCCUUCUUAACUCGACUUUGUUGUGUAUGCCUUUUAACAACUUUUCAGGCACAAUUCCCGAAGAAUUAGGUGAAAUUCCGAGUCAACUUAGUCUUUGUUUUAGUCUAGAAUCACUUUCAAUGGAUGGCAAUGCUUUCCAAGGAUUUAUACCUACAUCAUUGAGUUCUCUAAGAGGUAUUCGAAUCAUUGAUCUUUCUCUCAAUAAUUUGUCUGGUCAAAUUCCAAAAUUCUUAGAGACUCUCCCUUUGGAUUCAAUAAUUUUGAGGGUGAAGUGCCAUCAAAAGGAGUUUUUGCAAAUGCAAGUUUAA